Symbiodinium necroappetens is the source of this 3033-nucleotide messenger RNA. The record is from the annotation of a GenBank genome assembly. Lineage: Eukaryota; Dinophyceae; Suessiales; Symbiodiniaceae.
AUGUGUGAGGACUGGAAACCCUUUGAGACGGAGCUGCGGGCCGUCAGCAAGGUUUUUGGUCACAAAUCAUAUGUGGAGCUUGUCAUCCAGUAUUGCGUUGGCCUCACCCCAGCAGAUGAAGCACAUCUGAGAUCCCUGCAAGUGCAGCUUCUGGAUUGGCGAUGGGAAUCGAUUGAGUAUAUUGCCAAGUUCUGGCAUCGUGCUAUUCCCAUUCUGCGAGGGAAGUGGUCCCAGGACUCCUUGGGCCACACGGAAAAGGAGCUAGCCAAAAGCAUCGAACAGUCCUUGCGUUCCGAGCACAGCGAGCUCAUGACUCUUUGGACUUGUUCGUUGAGCGGCACCCUUGGUGAGUGUGGUCGAUGGUUGGAGGGUUGCUUUUGCCACGAACAAUCCAUUGCCUUCCGAGGCAAGAGGAAGAGAGUGGCGGCACAGGGCCAGCUUUGCCCGUGGAAGGGCAGAAGGCUAUGCACCCUGGCUUGGCAGGGAGGUGAGGCCUUUGUGUCCAGGCUUGAGGGCGAGGUGUCUUCUGGCACUGCGGAGUUCCAACAGAGAAUGCUGACUUGUGCCCCAGAGCUGAGCAGCAAGAUGUUGGAGAUGAACAAUUGGAUUCUCGUGCAUUUGAAGUCUGUCCUCCAGUCAAAGUUUGCCUGGUGCACCCGCAUCCCUUUCAAGAUCGCAGGAGCUUUCAGCUUGUAUGUCGACAAAAGUCUUCUGGAGGUCACCGCUUUUGUGCGGUCCUGUUUUCAAGAUUUCCAAGAAUCACAUCAUGAGAUGGACUUGAUCAGCCGGGAUCUCUUUGGCAGGGAGACAGCAGAAAGCAAAGAGCUUUGGGAGUUUUCCAUGCAAGACGAGCACACCCCCAAUCUUCGAUCUUUGGAAAGCUUUCCUCAUGCCUUUGUUGCGGUCCAAGAACGAGCCUUCACCCCACUUGCUGAGCGACAUCUAGAAAGCCAGCACAAAGGCAUAAAAUGGGCCCUGCAAAGGGGUUUCAAGAAAGCAAUGCCAGCCACCACCUGUGCCAGACAACGGAGGCGGCAGAUUAUGAGCAUGCUGAAGUCUCCUGCCGAGAGGGAAUUUGUUGUCAUGAAUUGGAAAACUCGAACCAUGUGGUCAGACCUGCUUGGCCACGUGGUAGCCCCGAUCGACAUUGCCAAGAUGUCCUUGGCCCACAAAUUGGCACGUUGCUACUGCUACUCAAAGGAAGAUCAUUUCGCGGAGACACCGGAGGAUGAUUCAGCAGCAGCAGCUUUCUUGCUGGCGCUGCAGGGGCAAGCCAGGCCAGAGAGGACCUUGAAUGCUGAUAUGCGACAGUGGGUUUCUUUUCUGAAGCAACAGCUGGGCAACGGCGUCCUGUGCACCUUCCCAUGUGAUCUCUUUGAGCUGUUGGGAUCAGACACAGAGUAUGCUGAGGGCAUGGGUGCUGAGGAGCCUCCGUUUGAGUUGGACAACCAGACUUUGAAAGCUGGCCUGGGGGAAGCGUGUGAAUUGCCCGAUUUCACAUCUGAGAAGUUUGUUUUUUGCCAAGUUGUUGAUGCUCGGCCAGAGAACCGUGCCAAGGUGAAGCAGGGCACAGCAGAGAUCGGCAGCCGAGCCACAAUGCUGGUGCAGGAGUUUCCACAUGUGAAGUGGUUGGAAAAGCAGCCACCAAAUACUACGGUUGAGGUGAGCAAGCAAGAUUCCAGGACCAUUCUCUUAGACCUGGAAAGGGCAUGCUAUGAAGAUGCAUUUGUGCGAGUGAUGCGGGAAGUGUGUGUGUGGAGCUGCCAAAGUGCAAAGAGAGAACUGGAGCUUCGAGGGAUCGCCGCAGAGCAAGGAGAUGUACCUGAGGUAGCUGAUAUUGUCGAGCAUGAGGAUCCGAAUCUUCCCCCCUUGCUGGAUGAUGAUGCAACACUGGUCGCACUCUUGGACCAGGCCAAUGCUUGUGUUGCUAACGUGGUUGAACCUCGGCAAAUGUCUGUCCGUGCAGCAGGCAUGAAUUUGAGCCAGCUCGAGCAAGAUGCAGCAGUUGCUGUGGUGAGUGCCGGAGCUGUGGGCUCGGUGGCAGUCCCUGUCACAGCUGUCACCAGCGACAGGGUGAGCCUUGCCACUGUGUUGCGAUUGGCCGAAAGGCGUGUUGUCCAAGUCUUCGAAGAUGACUUUGGCGAAUGGCUGGUGCACAUUGCAGCACCUUUCCUCCUCCACAUGACCUUACACUGGAAGCAACCUGUGCCCUUGUCGCAUGCCCAAGUGCCUGCCCACAACAGGAGCCGUGUCCGUGGCUUGAACAAGAUAGAAUUUCUGCGGGGCCUUGUUCGUAUGGAAUGGACGUGGCCGGGACGAGGUUCUCAGCCAACACAGUUUGAGUGUGAUGGCCCAAAGACAAUACCCGCAAAUGUUCUGUCCCGACCCGAGGCACACCUAAAGUGUUUGUUCCUGGCCCCAAUGUUGUUUGGAAAGCCAGGUGGGCUGAAAGUUAUUUUCCACACAUGCUCUGAACAGUAUUACAAUUUUCUGUUGCAGACAGAGGAUAUGUCGUCCAUUUCAGGCCUCCGUCUUGAGGACAUUUCGGGUUUCUUGGCCAGCUUGAAGCCACCGAGGAAGAAGGCAAGCAGGAAGGCGAUCCGGAACCCGAAUGAUGAAGAAAGUGAGGGAGACUUGGAGCUUCCUGACAGGCCUCACAGUCUCAGAAAUUUGGAGGAGUUGCGUGAGCAUCUGGCUGCCCAGGAGGAACCGAUUGAACCGGCUUUGGGCAGACCAGACAUCAAAGCAUUGCCUCCUGUCACUUCCAGAGUACCUGAGCAUGACGGCCUGAAAAUUUACUUCGAUAACUAUACUCAUCAAUCUGGCAGGCUGCGGGCCUUCUGCCAAUGCCCGAAGCAUGGCAAGAAGUGUAGACUGUAUGUUUUCGUAGACAGUCUCGGAAUGGAUCGAAGCAUAGCCAAGCUGCUGGCUUGGGUGUCUAGGCCAGCUCGGAAUGCUGAGGAUCACUUGAGUUUUCGGCCAUCCGAAGCUGAGAUCGAUGUAUUGGUUCAGCGGCAAGCCAUGGGUGUCUAG